CUCAAGAUGAUGUGUGGAGAACGAAAAACUUGAGAAUAAACAUAGUUAGAGUUGCAAAUUUGUGGCAAGGGAGGCCUCGCUGACAGGUUUGUUACUGCAGAUAAAGUCAAGGCAAUGAAUACAUUCGAACCGCCGUGGUCUAUUUCGCGUCUAGGAUGCUCUUCCUUGUCCUCGUGGGGAUAAGACAAAGGUCGUAGCUCAGGUAGGUUGUUUGUUACGGAGGGGGGGGCAAGAAACAUACAACAAGAGCCGAAACACACGAGUCAUAUCCGAUUGCCUGGCCUUGAAUAAAUGGUGUGCCCACCACUCUCGAUGGGGACAUUUUGACUUACUACAUCAUGAUCAAUAUGAACUUCAUCUUCAACAUCCAACAACGGCCACUGACUUGGUGUAGAUGUUACUCACCAGAAGUUAUUUGUUGACUUGUCGUGAACGUGAGUUUUUGUUAUUGAUCGAGUUUUCUUCGUUCUUGUAAAACUCAACAAUCUCAAAAGCGCACCAAGAUGCCAGAAGUGAAGCGUCGCUUUAGUCUUCGCGAGACCCAGGCAGAGAGCCUGAAGGCGGGUGCAGGCGCUAUCAAGAACUCGAAGGGUGGCCGAGCAAACUAUAACUUUAAAAGAAAUGACUCGAGGAUGAUGAGUGAGGUAUUCUUUUUCUCCUUUUUUGGUUCUAUCGUGAUACUUGAUGUUUAUUGGUAUGACUAUGAGCUGGCAGUAACUCAAAAAAUAUAACUUGACUACAGCUUCUACCUCCCCUUAGUUCUUCCGUUUCGGUUAGAAGUCUUUCCCUAAGCAGGGGUUAGUUCGUCUAUACAGUUACUCACCGUCUAACUCUUUCACAUAAUAUAACUUGACUUUACAUCUAUUUCUGUGGUAGAUUUCUACAUAAAGUAGAUAAACGCAGCAUCAAUUUCCUAUUCCUUCCACCAGAUCCGUCGCGAAAUUAGGCGAAGUUUUAGUGCAAAUAAUCUAGCGGAAGUCGGCAAGAAGAAGAAGGAGAACCCAAAACAAAAAGCUGACUUAGACAAGAUGCUAAGGCGAGGUAAAACGGUUUCUUUUGCACCGGGAUCACCAGAAAAAGUGGCAGAGGAGGUUUCGAAGAAGGGUUUGCGAAACGGGAAGAGCUUCUAUUUAUGGCGAAAUUUGAUCAUCUCAAUUUUAUGUUUGAACUUGUUACGCAUUAGGCCCUUACAGAACUACAGCCAUAAAUUCAAGUUCGGUUUGACUUUCAUUUUCUUUACUCCAGUCCCUCCCAUUGUUUUUUUCCUUACCUUGCUUCAGUCUGUCAUGGUCCACCAAACAAAUCUAAUCCUUUCCCUUAAUAAUUUUUUCAGCAAGAAGAACAAAAUCACACCAACUGAGACCCACGAUGAAGGAUCAGAGGGUGUCGAUAGCAGAACAAGAAGGGAGCAAUUGAAACGACAGGGUUCUUCGGGAAGCGUUGGUAGCAAGGGAAGCGUUGGUAGCAAGGGGAGCAAUACUAGCAGUGACAGUCGCAAGAAGAAGCAUAGGCACUAUGAACAGAACGUCCUCUGGGUGUCUUCAUAUUUUAGAAGAAACGUGAGUGAACUAUAGAGUUAGAGAGGCGAAGUGAACGAAGAAGCCCCGUGCUGGGUAUAUCAUCGUCAUUAUAUGAGAAGAGCUUCAACUAUUUCCUCAUCCUCGGAGCAGAGUCUCGUCUAACUGCUACUUGGUAGUGGUAACCCCGUACAUAUCCUCAUCUUCAUGGUCUUUAUUUCACCCCCUCGUCACCUUUCAUACAGACAACGACGCCGCCUGGGAUAUGCAGAUGAAGAAGCGCAUUGUUGGUGCCGGUGGUCGCGGACAGCCCUAUAGGCGGAGCUUUUCUUGGGCAGGACGAAAUUCAGAGAAUGAGCCAGCAGAGGAAGAAGACAGCACUUCUAUAGUCGAGCACAGCGUUGAUACUACGUCAUACACUGCGGGAUCAACGUAUUACUCGUACUUCUUGUUCGUGUUUGAUGAACUGCAAAUAUCUACGUCGAUUGUAGUAGAACAAAGGCGCCUUCAUCUCUGAACCUUUUUCUACAAGAAUUUCUUACAAAUGACAAAAAAAUGAUCAGAGUUGCCUCAACUCGGAGUGGCGCAGCAGCAGCUAGCUUCCGAAGCGAUUCGGAUAUUAGCCGAGAUGAAUUCUCGAUGUCCGAGACUAGACCGAUGAGCGGGGGAAGGGAAUCUCCGUCUCCUGUUGUGCUUGGUACUUCUUCCAUCUGCUACUACGUUAUACAUAGAAGCAUUGUAAAAAAGUCUCCUGUUGUACUACUUUAUUAUAGAAGCAUUUAGAUUUUUUUACUACAUCAUCAUUGAAGGAUAUAUAAGGAAAUGAAGGAGAAGUUAAACUGUUCAUAAUUUACAAGACAACGUUAACGUUUGUACAUUUUGCCUGUUGUAAGAAUUCGAAUUGAAAGAAAAGUCAGCCGUUAAAAGUCCGCCCCCCCCUUUUUCUGACCUUUACUCUUUAUCCCUCUAGCACAUCAACCUGAGACGAAGCAGCGAGGCGAACAACGCGGUUUCACAGAGCGGGGAUUCAAAGAAACGAACACGCCAUCUACUAAAAACAAUAAGCGCUCGCUAUCCGGCGUUUGCUCGAUAAUGUAGUUGUUAUCAGUCACCAGCAUUAUUAAAUGUCGAAGCGAACAAGAACAACGCUUCAUCCCCUUCCAGCACCUUGAGGCUUGCUUUCACAAGGAUGCCGCUAAGCGGUGGCACCUCAGCGAUUUCCUACAGAAAACGCCUUAUCAUUAUAGAUACUGUAGAAACAAGUCUCCAUAUCAAUCGUGUACGUAUUCCUUAUAUAUAAGGAAAAUCGAUAGAUGCUGAUCGUGAUGGUGCGAAGGUGCACUACGGUGCAAUGUCGUCCAAUUUUUUCGACUGAGAUUGGGAGACAACAUGUAGAAUUGAUUUUUCUACUACGUAGAUGCACUAGUGCAACCACAACUGACCAACACCUAACGAGGAGAACUCCUAACUAUUAGAAAAAGAUUCCCUUAUUUCCGUUUCCCGUAGGGCUAGAGGUAGAGGACGUAGAGCUAGAGGUAUUGACCAAAAAAUAUAGUGACUAUAACUACGACAUAACUGUGACGAAUAACAAGUCGUUGACAACUUUUUCGACGUGGCCACUGUCGACAGACCUUUAUAACUACGGCCUCUGCUGAAGGUGACGAUUGCACUACAACAGGCUUGGCCCGUCUUAUUUCCAACUACCGCCACUUAUUUCAGCCUUCAACUCCAAGGACCUUAUUUCAUUUGACCUGGUUUACCUUCCACUCCUCAAAGUUACAUACUUGCCUAGUGUAUCCAUAUAACGCCCACGUUGACGACCUUUACACCUAAUAAGACCUCCUCUAUAUUACCUAAAAAGGAGACCUCCCCUGACGGAACCGGCCGAUCGUGUAGGUAAUCGUGCUUCUGUGCUUUGUGGCGAAGGCGGAGCUGCACAAAAGACCCAAUUUUUGACCACUUGAUCAAACUAGAACUUUUUGAAGAUGUUGAUAUUAUAAAAAUG
This is a messenger RNA of Amoebophrya sp. A25, 3522 nucleotides long. Lineage: Eukaryota; Dinophyceae; Syndiniales; Amoebophryaceae. The record is from the annotation of a GenBank genome assembly.